GGUGGACUUCGCUAGAAUCAUCUGGUAAUCAGUACCCGUAAAUCAAUAAGGAAUUGUUAAAGAUCUGUUGGAGCAUUUCUGGAAUUUAGUUCGACAACCUAAAAAGGAAGAAGAAUUAAGAGACAUGCACUAGAGCGUUUAUUAACUCGUAAAAUCUUCGGGAAGUGAAAGAAACCUAAUAACAAGGGCACUGAAAUGCCAGAUGUCAUGGACACCGACAUGACGGAGAGAGAAGCUGUGACGGUGGUGCCUCAACAAGGUUCGAACGACGUCGUCAAAGAGUUAAUCACAUUGGCUCGCCAGCUCAUCAACCAAGGAAAACCUUCUCAGGCUCUACAAGCUGUUGUCAUGGCAAUGCGUACCAAAGGUGGGGAUGAGGCUGUGUUUCAGUCCCUGAAUCGUGCUCGUGAGCUGUACAGGAACAGAAUGCAAGAGAACACUGCUGUUGAUCAACUUGCGGCUUUGUUUGCUGAGUGUGCAAUUGCUGAAGCCCAGCCUUCUACAAUGGAAACAUUGGCUUGUAAUGUAGGUGGCCCAUCAAUACCACCAGAUGCUCAUGUGAACUCUAUUCUUGCAGAAACUGGCAGGAUGCAAAUUGUGUUGGAUGCAUUCUCAGAUGGAAGCAGCUUUAUCUGUCUACAAUGUGGUGGUCUUGUUAGUAACCAUCGCAAAGAUGAGCAUUAUGCCUACUGGUGUUGCAAGCUCUGAUGUGCUAGAAUGUAGAAUAUCCGGUCCAUGAAGUGCUCCUUGGCAUGUUUCAUUAGCAUACUGUUGCCCUACUUCUACAUUGGAAUACAUGGUUCAAGAAUGCCAAACAUGAUCAUUAUCAGAUAAAAUGCUAAAAGCCAUAAGAGGGGGUUAAUUGGUCAAAGUUGGAUUUAAGGAAAACCCGCUCUCUUGUUUUGAUAACUAUAGAUAGUGUUUGCUCUAUUUUAGUUGUCAAUACAUUUACAUGGAUCAAAAUCUGUGUAUGUAAUAAUCUUGUAUUCCUUUUUCAUUUUGCUAAUCGAGUGUUUUCUUUUUCUCCUGCCCA
This is a messenger RNA of Jatropha curcas, 1033 nucleotides long. RefSeq lists its product as uncharacterized. NCBI's taxonomy places the organism in Eukaryota, Viridiplantae, Streptophyta, Magnoliopsida, Malpighiales, Euphorbiaceae. The record is from RefSeq and is a predicted model, not a curated record.